GGUGAUUCAUUUAGAGGUUUUUUUUUCAAUAGGGAUUUUUUCGUGGAUCACGCGUGAUUCGUGUCCAACUGUCAGGCUAUUUUUGUUCAGUAUUGUUUGGCAUUUUAUCAUGGAAAGACUCACUCCAGCCCAACGUUUACAAAUCGUUCAAUUGUACUACGAAAAUUCGCGUUCUGUGAGGAAUGUGUUUCGUGGACUUCGGUCAACUUAUGGUCAACAUCAUCGACCCACGGAACCCACUAUACGGAAUACCAUCGCCAAAUUGGAAACCCAAUUUACAUUAUUGGAUGAUUUACGACCGAAUAGACCACAUCCAGCUCGCAGUGCUGAAAAUAUAGCGGCGGUAGCUGACAGUGUACGCGAAGACCGGGAAGAAUCGAUUCGGCACCGUUCGCAGCAGCUUGGCUUGUCUUAUGCCACCACCUGGCGUAUUUUACGUCGUGAUCUUGGUUUAAAGGCUUACAAAAUUCAACUCGUGCAAGAAUUGAAGCCAACCGACAUGCCCAAUCGCUACCGUUUCAGUGUUUGGGCCCUCGAAAAACUGGAAGAAGAUCCACUGUUUUCGACCAGAAUUUUGUUCAGUGAUGAGGCCCACUUUACGCUCAAUGGCCACGUAAAUAAGCACAAUUGCCGUAUUUGGGGAGAAGAACAACCCGAACAAGUUCAAGAACUGCCAUUACAUCCAUUGAGAACAACGGUUUGGUGUGGUCUUUGGGCCGGUGGAAUCAUUGGACCUUACUUCUUUCGAAAUGAGGCCGGCCGCAACGUUACUGUCAAUGGGGACCGAUAUCGCGAAAUGAUAACGGACUGGUUGGUGCCUGAAAUUGAAGCCCGUGAUCUCGACGAUAUUUGGUUUCAACAAGACGGCGCUUCAUGCCACGUAUCGCGACUUUCAAUGGCGCUAUUGCGACGUCAAUUCGGUGAACAGUUGAUUUCGCGCAACGGACCGGUCAAAUGGCCACCAAGAUCGUGCGAUAUCACCCCGUUAGACUUCUUCCUUUGGGGCUAUCUGAAGUCAAAAGUCUACGCGAACAAGCCAGCGACGAUUGACGCUUUGGAAGCCAACAUUACGCGAGAAAUCGCCGCAAUUCAGGUCCCUAUGCUCGAAAGAGUCAUCGAAAAUUGGAACUUCCGGAUGGACCACCUUAAGCGCAGUUAUGGCCAACAUCUGAAAGGGAUUAUCUUCAAAAAGUAAAUGCCAUAGAAUGUUCUUUCAGAUGGUAAUAAAAAUUUGGCGAUCGAUUUAAAUUUUCUGUGUUUUAUUCAAAAAUAAAAAAAAAAGUUUUAAAUGAAUCAC
Molecule: messenger RNA, 1297 nt
Organism: Sitodiplosis mosellana (orange wheat blossom midge)
Lineage: Eukaryota; Metazoa; Arthropoda; Insecta; Diptera; Cecidomyiidae
Exons: 1
Coding region: 110-1195 (361 amino acids)
Molecular function (GO): nucleic acid binding
Source: RefSeq, a predicted model, not a curated record